Trematosphaeria pertusa is the source of this 1341-nucleotide messenger RNA. RefSeq lists its product as uncharacterized. The record is from RefSeq and is a predicted model, not a curated record. The coding region runs from base 1 to 1341 and encodes 446 amino acids. NCBI's taxonomy places the organism in Eukaryota, Fungi, Ascomycota, Dothideomycetes, Pleosporales, Trematosphaeriaceae. The transcript has 2 exons.
AUGACCAAAAAGCGCGCGAGGUGCGAAGACUCCUCCUCGGCUAGCGCACUCAGCCGCAAGCGCUUCCGUCCUGCCUCACCAUCCCCCCAGCGGCCCCGCCCGCAAUCCGUCGAGCGUCUGUCAUCCUCGUCGUGUGCUGUCGAGCCUCCCACAAGACCCCGUGCUCGCUCAGUCGACUCCACUCCACCGCCGGCGCCGCUCACCGAGGAGAAUCUGUCCUCGUUUGAAGCGAGCCAGCCUUCGCCCUCUCCCGCGUCCCUGGCGAGCCGCCCGGCGUCUCCGGCGCGCAGCAACAGCAACAAGAGCGCCGACAUCGACGACCUCCACAAACUCAACUCAUACCACAUAUACUGGGACACGGGCGCGAAGCCGGCCGAUGAUCUCCAGUGGCACAUCGACGAGACAAUCAAGGCGAAACGCGCGGAGCCGCCGUCCCCGAACGCACAGGAGAUCGUGGACAAGCGCCGCAAGGCGGGGAAGCAGAUCGAGUUCGGCGCGACCAAUAUGCUGGAGAAGCACCUGCUGUUCGAGGGGGAGGACGAGGGCGGCCCACCGUUCUUGGCCAUGAAGCCGCACCUGAACCUCAGUCGGCACUUCUUGCCCGAAGCGCCGAGCGAUACCGUCAAGAAAAUACACGGACCGCUUUCGCGCCCGCAGCCAGACCGCGCGAUCGGGUAUGUGUCGCGGGUGGAUGCGGCGGCUUCGGUGCCAAAAGUGGCGGCCCCCUUCAGCGCGGGUGAGGAAGACCAGCUGGACUGGUACCGCCUCUGCUUGCGACGAGACCUCCACUUCCCCUUCCUCACCGCGCAGUUCAAGUCGAUGCCCUCCGGCCAAAGCACGUUCCAGGCCGCCUGUCAGUCGGCUCGCGACGGCGCCACCAUCUGCGACUUCCUACACCACUUCUACUCCAUCGCGAAUGGCAGCCCGCCCAGCGCCGUCGAGAGCUGCCACUUCUCCAUAACGUGCGACGUGUGGUCUGUCACGAUUUGGGUUCACUGGCGAGAGACCAAUGCCAAUGGCGAGGUUGUCUACAACAUGGAGCCGAUACACUCCGCCUUCCUGCAGUACCUAGAGCAGGUACAGGAUGCAAGGCGCCUACUACGGAACAUCAUCGACUGGGCCUUGGGCGAGAGGCUGGCGUCCCUCAAGACAGCGCUACCUUUGUUCUGGGAUAACCGCCCGGCAAAGCCGGCUCGCUAUUCCGAUACUGAUACGAGGACCGACGCCUCGUCCGUCUCUUCGCGGCAAUCUGGUCCGUUGACGCCAGCCAGCGACCCCGGAGAUCCAUUAGCAUCGUCGAGGAAGAGGCAGCGAGUGCAAGAGGUACAAGAGCAGGGUUGA